Messenger RNA from Amorphotheca resinae ATCC 22711, 1797 nucleotides. RefSeq lists its product as hypothetical. The record is from RefSeq and is a predicted model, not a curated record. Gene Ontology annotation, cellular component: ESCRT III complex; multivesicular body; cytoplasmic side of plasma membrane. The coding region runs from base 59 to 1495 and encodes 478 amino acids. NCBI's taxonomy places the organism in Eukaryota, Fungi, Ascomycota, Leotiomycetes, Helotiales, Amorphothecaceae. Gene Ontology annotation, biological process: late endosome to vacuole transport via multivesicular body sorting pathway; vesicle budding from membrane. The transcript has 2 exons.
CAAAAAACAAUUGUCUCGCAACAACUGAUGCACAUUGACCCCUUUUCCUUGAAUCGCGAUGCCAGACACCGACUCUCCACUCCUCGCUUACUUGGUAGCAAAUGAACCCGCCUUCCGCCGAGCACGGCUAGCCUCCCUCUACAGCGAUUUCCGCCAUUUACAAGCCACGAACCCCGAUGGAUAUGCAGCGAAUGUCGAAGCAUGGCGGAAAGGGCUCGCGCACGCUUCCCGGGCCGGGGUUCUCCCUCCGCACGAUCUCCUAUCAAUAACCAUAAACGACGAGUUGUUGCGGGACCUGGAGAGCAAAGAAUGGGGACGGCCGCUCGCCCUGGGAGCCGUGGUGCAGGAGAGUAUACAACGGCGAGAAAUCAUCCCCGUGGCGCAAUUCCAGGACGCGAAAGAGAGCAUCUAUCGGAACCCUUGGUCGCUGAACCCGCUGAACCUCGUGGGCUGGGGAUUACGCCAGCUCGGCCUCGUGGGAGCCUCCAAUAAUCCCAAACUGGUCUCGGGGAAAUUCGUCGUCGUGCAGAAUCUCGAAGACGCAGCUACCGAGCUGGCAAAGCGAACGGAAGGGAGGAGGGGCAGGGUGGAGCGCAUCUAUGCUCGAAAGCUCUUCGAAGAGGAGUUCCGGGACGUGCUGGGCGCGAAACAGCUCUCGGAUGCUGAUAUGGAACUCUUCUUGCGGUUUCUCCAGCGGGAUAAAGGGAUGCUGGUUUGGGAUUCGCAGACGGUGAAGUUGAGAAGUGCGGGCGAGACGAGCACUACAAUAACGCAGGAAGAACACACGAUUGCGAGUCUGACGGGUCUCAUUCGGGAUCUGGAAUCCCAAACAAAGAUCCUGGGAAGCAGGGUUGAAGAGCUGGGAAGCACAGCCCGCGAAGCCGUAUCUCGAAAGAACAAAGUCUCGGCCCUCGCGGCCCUCCGCUCCAAAAAGCUGGCCGAGGCUACCCUCACCAAGCGACACGCCACACUCUCUCAGCUCGAAGAAGUCUUGCUAAAAAUCGAGCAGGCGGCCGACCAGAUCGAGCUCGUGCGCGUCAUGGAAGGCAGCGCCAAGGUCCUGGCGGGACUGAACAAAGAGGUUGGAGGUGUGGAUCGCGUGGACCAGGUUCUGGAUGGCUUGCGGGAGCAAAUGGGCCAGGUCGAGGAGAUCGGGACCGUCAUUGCGGAAGCGGCGCAGGGCGGUGUGGUUGAUGAGGGUGAGGUGGAUGACGAGCUGGAGAUGAUGGAGAACGAAGAGAAGAAGAAACAGGAGGAGAGAGAAAAUCGGGAGAAGGAAGAGAAGGAAAGGAGAGAGGCAGAGGAGACGAGGCAGAAGCUGGCGCAGUUGGAAGAGAUCGAGAAGCGGGCUAAGGAGGAUGCUGUGAAGAUGCAUACAGACAAGGAGAAGGGCGAGAAGGGAGCGGAGAAAGAGGAAGGGGUGAAGGAAAUCGAUGAGAGUGCAGAACUGUUCAAGAGGAUGAGCUUAGAUCCUCCUGAACAAGCUACCGCAUAAAGCUCAAUCUUUGGGGAUAAUAUAGGUUAGGGGGUAUAAUCACGGGCGUCAAGGUUGGGAGUUUAAUAUCUUGUUAGUCCUGUCAAUAGCAGGCUACGGUUCUAGAGGUUUGAUUGUAGUUCUAUCUGGAUUGAUAGCUGUAUCUUUGUCUAGUGUCGAUGUGCCUUGACGUUGUGGGGAUGGGAGUGGACCUGUAUGGCCGGGUGAUGAUGGUUCUUGAAAGAAUCUGGUCUGAGAUCCCUUAUAUGUGACCAGUGACGUUGUUGCUCUUGGUUGUUCAUUCGACUCAGUGUCUGGCCGGU